ACUAAUGUCCCUAUGGAAAAUUUGUCGAAGGAACAGUGGGGGGGGAUUUCGUAGCGCCACACACUGUCACAUAUGCGAGAAACCAUUCGCACAGGGUGACGAUAGAGUACGCGACCAUUGCCAUCUAACCGGGCAAUAUAGAGGCCCCGCGCAUUCUAAUUGUAACUUAAAUUACAAAGAUGCGUAUUUCAUUCCAAUCGUUUUUCAUAAUUUAUCCGGCUAUGACGCACAUUUCAUAAUUAAAGAAAUCGCUACAGCGUUCGAGGGCACAGUUGAUGUAUUACCGACAACGAAGGAAACAUACAUUUCCUUCACAAAAAAUGUAAAAAAUACCAUAGAAAACUCAAAGCGACAAAAUUGUAUAAAGCUGCGAUUUAUUGACUCAUACAAAUUUCUGAGUACUAGCCUCGAUAGAUUGGCAUCGUUUCUCCAUAGAUACCAAUUAAAAAUUGUACGAUCUGAAUUUUCAAAAUUAUCCAGCGACGAUUUCGAUCUAUUGACGCGUAAAGGUGUGUUUCCAUAUGAAUAUGUGGAUUGCGCGGACAAGCUGCAGGACUCGCGUCUACCUCCGCGCGAGUCAUUUUUCAGUUCUCUGACCGGUGACAUCGUAUCAGAGAGCGAUUACAUGCGCGCCGAGAAUGUCUGGAAACGAUUCUCCAUCCAAACCCUAGGCGACUACAGCGAUUUAUAUCUAAAGAUCGAUGUCUUGUUAUUGGCCGAUAUUUUUGAAAAUUUUCGCGAUAGUAGCAUCAACAGUUAUGGAUUAGAUCCCGCGUAUUAUUAUACAUUACCAGGAUUCACGUGGGUCGCCAUGCUUAAACAUACGCGUAUAAAUUUCGAACUCCUCACGGACAUUGAUAUGGUCAUGUUUGUGGAACGCGGCAUACGCGGUGGUCUCAGCCAAUGUUCCGGUAGAUAUGCUCGAGCCAAUAACAAGCACAUGCAGUCUUACGAUCCAUCGAAACCAUCCUCAUACUUGAUGUACUUUGACGUCAAUAAUUUGUAUGGUUGGGCGAUGUGUCAGCCGCUGCCUUACGUGAGUUUUCGAUGGGUCACUAACGUUACUGAUUUUAAUGUAAAUGCGAUCGCUGUGGACUCAUCGACAGGUUACAUUCUCGAGGUCGAUCUCGAAUACCCACAAAGUAUACACGACGAGCACACUGACCUACCGUUCUGUCCGACGCGCGAUAAGCCGCCAGGCAAGCGACAGGAAAAGCUACUUGCGACUGUGUAUGAUAAGAAGCGUUACGUCAUACACUACCGCAACCUGCAACAGUGCACGCGUCAUGGGCUUCGCGUGACAAAAAUACAUCGCAUAUUGGAGUUCUCGCAAUCUCCAUGGUUAUGCAAAUAUAUUGAACUCAACACACAAUUUAGAACGUUAGCCAAAAACGAUUUUGAAAAAAAUUUAUACAAAUUAAUGAACAACGCGGUAUUCGGUAAAACAAUGGAAAACGUGCGGAAUCAUGUUGACGUUAAACUUAUAAUCUCUACAAAAAUAUCUUUACUGCAAAAGU
Vollenhovia emeryi is the source of this 1517-nucleotide messenger RNA. RefSeq lists its product as uncharacterized. Gene Ontology annotation, molecular function: DNA-directed DNA polymerase activity; nucleotide binding; DNA binding. Gene Ontology annotation, biological process: DNA replication. The annotation marks the transcript as partial. The transcript has a single exon. The record is from RefSeq and is a predicted model, not a curated record. Lineage: Eukaryota; Metazoa; Arthropoda; Insecta; Hymenoptera; Formicidae.